CGUUUACCUGUAGUGCUCUUCGGCAGACCUGUUGGAGGCUUCCUUAAUGUAUGUUUCAUGCCUAAUGUUUGUUUUAUGCCUCAAAAAUGCGAGAUCUCAAAGCAUUCGGAAUGGAGUAUCACCUCAAUCGAGCUCUAUAGGGGUGGAUGGCGCAAUUCGAAAUUGAACAAACCGGGAAUAUUGGCUGAACGCAUGAAGUUUACGGAAUAUUAUAUCGAACAGCCAAUUGAUCAUGCAAAUCCAAGUCUUGGUACAUGGAAACAGGCAUGGUUCAUUUUUUUCCCGCUGAAUCAAAAUUCGUUCUGUCCAUAUGCUGAUCAUAAAUAUUUGGCUAUUGGAUGA
Molecule: messenger RNA, 342 nt
Organism: Anisakis simplex (herring worm)
Lineage: Eukaryota; Metazoa; Nematoda; Chromadorea; Rhabditida; Anisakidae
Source: the annotation of a GenBank genome assembly